UAAAGAGAAAACGAUGACGUGAUGAUGUAAAUGUUUUUCACGAUGUAGAAUGCCGCCAUGUAAGAACGAGGGGAAGUGUGUCGCGGACGGGGGGAGAGGAUACAUGUGUCAGUGUUACGGCGGAUUUACAGGAUACAACUGCGAGCUGCAGGAUGAGAGCACGGUGUUUGAUUCCCGCUCUUGUCCUGCUGGAUUUCAGGCAGAGAAAUGUUUGUGUAGAGGCAAAUGUGCAGGGGCCAAAUUUGUAGGGGAUGUGUGUCAAGCACAACGGAACGGUCCAGAGUUAACUUGCCGACCGAGUGAUUCAUCCCACGUAAUUCUCUUCAAUGUAGAUGGUACCUUAGGACGACAGUCAAUAUCUUGUCCAGCAGGAGCGGAUCUAGUUGGGUGUUCCUACUGGGAUUAUUCUUUACAAAAAAUCUCCAAUGGCGAGGCAGAUCGGAUGAAGGACACAUCUGGACAGUGUGCGCUACUUCACCCAUGUCAGCGAUGCAGCCUACAGGCCAGGUGUAAGAAAUAUGACUGCGGAUGUAAAAACGGGGGACACUGUCAUCAAAUUACUGGAGAGUGCAUCUGCACUGACGGCUACUUCGGAGAGAAAUGCGAGGUCUUCGACUACUGUAGAUUCUAUGAGAAUGAGAUGCAAAUGCUACCUUGCGGAAACGCCGGGUUUUGUUCUUCUGUUCCUGAAAACAGGAUUCGGGCGUACGGAGGCGACCAGAGGGGAAACACGUGUGCAUUUCCCUUCAAUGUGAAUGGUCAGUCGUACGGAAAAUGUGUCGAAGACAAUACAUCGGAUCCUCCAUUUGCGUGCGGUGCUGUUUUUGAUGGCUCCCGUGACGGAUAUAUUGACCUUGGACCUUGGUCCCCGGGGCCAAAAUACACGAUUGCAGCGUGGGUCAGACCGGCAGUGGCUGAUGGAACACGACGGACUGUGGUUGGAGGCGUGUCAAUAUGUCGGGAUUUUGGAAUCUACCACUUUGAGAAUUUCUGGGUGUACUACAAGGGAAAGUCCUGGUCUUGCACAAAGGGGGUGGACACGAUGCUCCCCAUCAGGGUAGGGGAAUGGUACCUGGUGGCCGUCACAAACAACGGAACACACGUGACCGGUUACGCCGGUAAUCACAGUGCUACAGUAGAGGUCCAGCCGUAUGCCAUGCCUACCACAACGGGUUUUUGGAUCGGGGGCGAAGACUGUUGUCCGGUUGGGCGUUUCAAGGGCAUGAUCAAGUCUGUAAAGAUCUGGAAGAGAGGGUUGAGGUAUGAUGAGAUUGCGCGAAGCAUGAGAACGCAGGGUGUCCAAUAUUCCACGGUGGAGGCCAUGACAAGCGGUUUAGUUGGCCACUAUGAACUAGGAGAGGACAUUAAACCCCAUUGUGUUGGGACUGACCACGGAGGAGUUGACUGGGUUCCUCGGGACCAAGAUUCCAUCUCAGGUACUCACUGCAACAUCUCACUAUUUCACAUACCUAAGUAUACAGAAGUGAUGGUCACACCCUACAACCCGACAACCAAACUGGGCGGAGUUCUGAUUAUCGAAGCCCGCAACAUUCGGAUCAGUGGAAAUCUGAAAGGAACUGGGGCGGGGUAUCCUGGAGGUCGGGUAGACACAACAAAUUGUCAGGGAGGGAAACAAGGAGCUUCCAUGGAUGGUGAAGGAGUUGUUGGAAUCCAUAACAACCAAGGAGGUGGUGGCGGAGGAGCUGGAGGGGGUCAAAGGUCAGAUGGUAGGGGUCAGCCUGGAGGUGGAGGUGGACAUGGAAUCCCAGGAUCUGCGGCUAAAUAUAUAGGAAGUGGUCCCUCAGGAUUAGGUGAGGGUGGUGAGCGGUAUGGUGAUGGCACUAUGACCAAACUGUACAUGGGAUCAGGGGGCGGAAGUGGUGGUUGUGCCAAGGAUAUGACUGUUAACCCACCAGGAGGGCAAGGCGGUAAUGGAGGUGGGGCUAUUCGUCUAAUGGCCGAGAUGAACGUUGCGAUAACUGGUUCGGUGGAGGUGAAGGGAUUGCCGGGGACCGGGGACAAUGGAAACAGCAUCAACUGUGUGAGCAGUUGUCCAGCUUCCUGCAAUUCAAAAAGUAAUCAGAAUUGUCAUGGUAACAGCACCACAGCAUGCUGGGAUGAUUCUGGUCCAGGAGGAGGAGGCAGUGGCGGAAGUAUCCAUAUUAUUGGCAAGGUCGUUAGUAUAGAUUCUAAGUCUGUAUUUGCUCAAGGAGGGAAUGGUGGAUUCGGACCUAGGCAAGCAUGUGGAGGCCAAGGUGGAUUAGGACGCAUUAGAUUGGAGGCAGAAAUCCUUAAAGGCGCACUGUCUCAGUCAGCAGGGGUUGCAACAACUGUAAUGAGAAAGAGGCAGUUUGUGGAUCAUAGUUUACCAGGAAGAAACAGAAUAAACCUACAGACCACGAAGUAUGGAGAUGAAGUUUACCGCGGCUGUUUCGAGGAUACCGCGUCAGAACAUUUGUUUUCUGUCAGCGCAUCUACCGCCGAUGACAACGCACAGCACAUGACUCCUGAUUGGUGCAUCCAUUUGUGCAGACAGCAGGGACGUCCUUACUCCGGGACCAAACCUCCCAAUCUCUGUUACUGUGGCAACCAACUCAACAUGAACAAGAAACGAGACGAUGCAAAUUGUAACAGUUCGUGUGCGGGGAACAGCAUGAUGAAGUGUGGGGGCACAAACAGGAUCCUGGUGUUUGGACCCCCUCCCGGCACCCCGGUCGUGGUGCAUUCAGGGGUUCAACAGACCUGUCAACCCUGGUGUAAAACAAGUGCUGGUCCUCCAUCAUCAUGGGGACAGUGUAACCCACAUGAUACCAUGGCAACGACCUACACUAUUCUGUGUCAGUGCCCCGCAGGCUUCCAGGGAGUUCACUGUUCCCAGUCAUGUGACCCAGGCUUCUAUGGUAACAACUGUCAGAAUAAUUGUACGUGUAACAUGACAAAUACAGCAACCUGUAACCCAAUAACAGGAUCAUGUCAAUGCAAGCCUGGUUACCAAGGCAACCAGUGUCAGGAUGUGUGUCCGGCAGGAAAAUUUGGCACAAAUUGUCGCGGUGUGUGUAAUUGUACAAGACACGCGCAAUGUGAUCCCGUAACUGGACUAUGCUCUUGUAAGCCCGGAUAUAUGGGAGCUACGUGUAAUUUUCCUUGCUCUAAAGGUUUCUAUGGACGUAACUGUUCGGAGCACUGUCGAUGUACGAAACAUGGGAGUUGUGAUCCCGUGGAGGGUGUGUGUCACUGUGACCCUGGAUGGACAGAAGAGUUGUGCGGAGUGCCAUGUGACCCAUACACAUUUGGUGUAGACUGUGCUCUUUCGUGUGACUGCAAUGGUUCCCCGUGUAGUUCAAUUACAGGGGAGUGUAAAUGUAAUGCUGGAAAGACAGGCACUAAAUGUCAAAAAGACUGCCCCUACCAGAUGUAUGGUGAGGACUGCCGCCAGUCUUGUCCCUGUCCCACGGGAUGUGACCCGGUCUCCGGUGAUUGUUUGUGCCCCCCAGGAUCAUUCGGAUCACAUUGUGAAUAUGCGUGUAGCGCGGGAUCCUAUGGUAAGAACUGCCAGUCUCGCUGUAUGUGCAUGAAUAACCAGACCCAGUCAUGUGACACUCAGUACGGCUUCUGUACCUGUAAAGCUGGAUUUAUUGGACCUCGAUGUGAACACGCAUGCCCAGUAGGAUUUUAUGGCCUAAAUUGUAACAAAACCUGUCCACGAUGCGAACAUAGCGCUCCCUGCGAUGCAAAUUCGGGAGCUUGUAUCUGUCCCCCUGGUUGGUCUGGAGCAAACUGCGAGAUUCCCUGUAAAUCAGGUUACUAUGGCAACAACUGUACACAAAGAUGUCCGACAUGUAACCCUGGAGUUUGUAGCCCAGCAACAGGACUGUGUAUCUGUCAGAGUCAACCCUGUAAAUGCCCAUCUGGUUACUUUGGUGAUUCCUGUCAGAACACGUGUCACUGUGUCCAUGGUUACUGUGGAGUUAGCGGGUCAUGUGUUUGUGAUAAGGGAUGGCAAGGCACAAAAUGUGACACUCCAUGUGUAAAUGUAGACAAACCCGUUUUGUAUAAUGCCAAUGUGUCGUCAUUAUCCUGUAAACCAGCCUGUAUCUACUGCAUCCACGGUCGCUGCCACUUUAACGAUGACAUCUGUCUGUGUGAUGCGGGCUUUUUCGGAUCUGAUUGUGAUCAAUAUUGCAAGAAUUUGACCUAUGGCCCCGGAUGUAUACAUCGAUGUGACCAGUGUGUAAACAGCAACAACUGUGAUCGUGUAACCGGUCAGUGUCAGUGUUUGCCGGGUUAUGCUGGGAUAUUCUGUCAGCAACCUUGUCCUAAAGGUUUCUAUGGCGACCAAUGCCGACAGGCCUGCAACUGUCAAAAUGGUGGAGAUUGUGACAAUGUACAUGGAACUUGUGUUUGCUCUGCGGGAUUCAUGGGAUCUGAUUGUUCCCAAAAGUGUCCCUUGGGGAAGUAUGGGUCAGGUUGUACAUUGAACUGUACGUGUGGGCCGAUGUCUAAGGGAUGCGAUGCAUUCACAGGACAAUGCAUCUGUCAGCCCGGAUUUAGUGGCGAUGAAUGUGAGAAAUCAUGUCCUGCAUUGUCAUACGGAGCUGGCUGUGAGAGGUUAUGUCUAGACGUCUGUGAUGUCCGAGGAACACUCUCCUGUAGUCCGGUAGAUGGCGCAUGCCAGUGCCGUCCCGGCUAUACGGGGAACAAGUGUAACCAGCACUGUCCCAGUGGAACGUGGGGUGUUUCCUGUGCUCAAAGAUGCCUGUGUGGUUCCCAUGGCAACUGUGACAGAGAGACUGGCCAGUGCGAUUGCGACUCCGGAUACAAAGGAACUUACUGCAAUAAAAUGUGUGACAGUGGUUCGUGGGGGAAGCAUUGCAGCAAUGUAUGUAACUGUGGAGGGGCUUCCUGUAACCACGUGACCGGGGAGUGCAUGUGUCCUCGUGGGAAAAUAGGACAUCACUGUGAACAAGAAUGUGGUGCUGCCCACUUUGGCUUUCAAUGUGCCCAGUUGUGUGGUUGUCAGAAUAACGGUGUUUGUGAUCGAGUAACGGGAGAGUGUGCGUGUCAACCGGGCUGGAGCGGAACGUUUUGUGAUCAGAGUUGCCCGGAUGGUAUGUACGGUGCCAGCUGUAGUAAUCAGUGUCCAGACUGUUUCAACGGAGGGUCAUGUGACAGUGUGACAGGACAAUGUCAUUGUGCCUCGGGGUUCACAGGAGUUCUCUGUAAUCAGACUUGUGGUCUAGGCUCCUGGGGAAUAAAAUGUCAAAACAGAUGUCCCCUACAGUGUAAACAGAGUUGUCUCCCUGAUACUGGAGAAUGUCAUUGUCACCAGGGGGCGUGCCAGAAUGGAGGAGUCUGUCAACAGGGUAAAUGUAUAUGCCAGUAUGGUUUCUUUGGAGAUGACUGUUCACAAACACUGGGCGGGAUUAAGGCAUCCCAGAAAUCAACAAGCUCAAAAGGUGCUGUAUCUUUCACAUCGGGUCAGGUGGCUGGGAUAGUGGUGGGUAUACUGGUUCUCAUUUUACUGGUAGUCCUGCUAACCAUUUUGAUAAUGAGAAGAAAAUAUAGAGGUCAGCAUGACAACAAUGCCGGAAUGAAUCUGAACAGUUCCCUCCGGGAUCAAGACGACAGUGGUCUCCGAGGUUUCACAAAUCCUCACUAUGACAGCCAGAAUUCAGGCAAAAUGGCCGAUUCCUCGGAAGGAAGGAAUGCGGAGGAUUCUCAUUCAGAAAACGCAGCGAAUGCGUGACAUCAUCACGGAGUCUAGCACUAUUGUACUAUUCUCUCUCAGUUCUAGAUUUGUAUGUUGUUCUAUGAUAUUAUUCGUUAAUGACACCGGUUACCAUACUGAGUGUCCCCGAUUUAAUGUCUUGCAAAUCAUCUAUUUGAGAGGUUGUGAAUUUCAUGUGUCAAAUGACUUGUUGCUCAAACCGAGUUUGGUGUUAUAUAUUGGGGUGAUAGACUAAAAUCUAAUUGAUGCCUUGUUUAAAUUGAUUGCUGGAUGACAAGUUUUGUAUAUCAUUCUGUUGUAACUAUGCUUAUAAUGUUGUUGCAAAUAAACAUAUGUUAUAUCAAAAA
This is a messenger RNA of Ostrea edulis (European flat oyster), 6075 nucleotides long. RefSeq lists its product as uncharacterized. The coding region runs from base 50 to 5746 and encodes 1898 amino acids. The record is from RefSeq and is a predicted model, not a curated record. Gene Ontology annotation, molecular function: scavenger receptor activity. The transcript is spliced from 43 exons. Lineage: Eukaryota; Metazoa; Mollusca; Bivalvia; Ostreida; Ostreidae.